Molecule: messenger RNA, 2603 nt
Organism: Lycium ferocissimum
Lineage: Eukaryota; Viridiplantae; Streptophyta; Magnoliopsida; Solanales; Solanaceae
Exons: 4
Coding region: 296-2362 (688 amino acids)
Molecular function (GO): protein binding
Source: RefSeq, a predicted model, not a curated record
UAUCACAUUCAAUAUUUGUAUCAAAAUAAUAAAUAUAGAAAAUAUGUGUUUUAAAGUAUAUCACAUGAUUAAUUUAUAUGCAUUUUAAUUUUAAUUAAUGAUCUUUAAUAGUAUAAAUUAUUUGAUCUGAUACAAAAAUUAGGCGUACAUAAAUAUAUGAAUUGGCGUGCACUCUCCUGUCCCAUAUUUCUAUGAGAAUCUCUCAUCCUUUUCAUGAAUUAAAUAUUUAAUUUUCCCUCUGGAAUUUGUUGAAAAGAGCGAAAAAAUUCGAGCUUUGUGGCUCAAGUUUGUUAAAAUGCCUCCAACAUAUUUUCCUCUUAGGUGGGAGAGUACAGGGGAUCAAUGGUGGUAUGCUUCACCAAUUGAUUAUGCAGCUGCUAAUGGUCACUAUGAUUUGGUCCGUGAGCUUCUUCGAUUAGACGGAAAUCACCUUAUUAAGCUCACUUCACUACGUCGAAUUCGAAGGCUUGAAUCUGUUUGGGAUGAUGAAGAACAGUUUGAUGAUGUGGCUAGAUGCCGCUCGCAAGUUGCAAGAAAGUUGAUGCUUGAAUGUGAUACCAAGAAAGGGAAAAACCCCCUUCUUAAAGCUGGCUAUAGUGGGUGGCUUUUAUAUACUGCUGCUUCUGCUGGUGAUGUGGCGUUUGUUCAAGAAUUGCUCGAACGAAACCCGCUUCUGGUGUUUGGAGAAGGGGAGUAUGGUGUCACUGAUAUAUUAUAUGCUGCUGCUAGGAGUAAAAGUUGUGAUCUUUUUAGGUUUCUGUUUGAUUUUGCUAUAUCCCCGAGGUUUCUAGCACGUGAUGGAGGAGAGUUGGAUAAACAUAUUGGUGAGGUUCCAUCUGCUUAUAAGUGGGAGAUGAUGAAUAGAGCAAUUCAUGCAGCUGCUAGAGGCGGUAAUCUGCAGAUACUGAAGGAGCUUCUUGCUGACUGCUGUGAUGAUAUCUUGGCUUAUAGAGACAUUCAGGGAGCAACACCCUUGCAUGCAGCUGCUGGCAAGGGCCAGGUUGAGGUUGUCAAACAUCUUAUAAAAAGUUUUGAUAUUAUUAACUCCACAGACAAUCAAGGCAACACUGCAUUACAUAUUGCUGCUUCUAGGGGCCAAUUAGCUGUUGUUGAAGCGUUAAUUGUUGCAUCAACCUCAUUGGUCUAUUUGAGAAACAAUGCAGGAGAAACGUUUCUCCAUGUCGCCAUUACUGGUUUCCAAACUCAUUGUUUCCGCAGAUUGGACCAUCAAAUCCAGCUCAUGAAGCAAUUAGUUUGCGGAAAGUUUUUCAACAUUGUAGAAAUUGUUAAUGCGGAAAAUAAUGAUGGUAGAACCGCGCUUCAUUUGGCUGUCAUUGGAAAUAUUCAUUCUGAACUUGUGGAAUUACUAAUGACUGUCCGCUCUGUCAAUGUCAAUACUCGUGAUAAGGAUGGAAUGACACCACUUGAUAUCCUCAGGCAACGGCCACGUUCUGCUUCAUCGGAACUCCUCGCAAAACAGUUGAUCUCUGCUGGGGGAAUUUUUAGUCAACACGAUUAUUCAGCAAGGAGAGUCGUAGCAUCCCAUUUAAAAAUGCAACACACAGGUAGCAGUCCUGGCACUUCCUUCAGAAUAUCUGACACCGAAAUAUUCUUAUACACGGGCAUUGAGCAUGAUGGCUGUGAAAGCGCAGAGCUGAGCACGUCAACUGAACUGAGCCAACACAAUGGGAAUACUGGAAAUGAUUGUCCUAGAAAUGAGGGUAAAACCAAUUCUGCAAAUAAUGCUGCACAAAGGCUGAAACGCUUUUUCCAUUGGCCAAAAAUAAGGAAAGGGGAUACUCAGAGGCUCAAGAAAUUGGAGGAUCAAAGUUCUGCUAGAAAUUCAGAAGCAGCACCAGUUCCUCUUCGACAAAGAUUCUCCAAGCCUUCCUCUCUGCCAAACAACAAACGGACACUCUCUGUUCGGAGUAACCUUCCAAGUCCAACAGCAAAAAAGAAACUUGCUUCAGGGCUAGUAAAUGGUGUCAUGCUGGCAAUACCACAUCUUAAUGUCCGCCGUAGAUCAUCUUGCUCUAGUUCAUUCUCAGUUUCAUCAAUAUCUUCACACACUUCGUUGGACCAACAAAAGGCCAACCAAAUUGAGAAUGAGCUUGCUAGACCUUCUUCUUCUAGUCAUGUUCGAGGUAAAUCAUCACACACUUCGUUGGACCAACAAAAGGCCAACCAGAUUGAGAAUGAGCUUGCUAGACCUUCUUCUUCUAGUCACGUACGACGUAAAUCAUCAGAUUCCACAUACAAACAGUACCUAUGUUUUGGUGCUUCAGAACAACCUGUCAAAGCCACUUCAUGUGAGCUGCGGCCAUAUGAAAUUUAUGAGCGUUCUGUUCUAUCCACAGCUUGAUCUUGUUAAAACGGGACUUCAGUAAUUUGACAGGUCAGUAAGCUCUUAGUUCCAUCCUUGACACACCUACAUGUCCCCAUAAUUUAAUAGCUACUAAGAUUUCCAAGAAGUAUUCCCUUUGCUCUAGCAGAAAUGUAAAUCUGUUUGAUGUUUUAAUUGCAUUUUGUAACUCCUCCUUCGGUUGUAACUUAAAGAAUUUGUGACACUAGUUUGUUAAGGUUUCUUAGUUGUGCAAGAAAAA